AGCUGGAAAAUACCAAGGCGCAGAAGACCCAGUUCCGAUUUUAUGGGUCAACUUGCAGAAGACCAACCAGGCCUUCGGACCGGCACAAAUUGCACUCUGCGCAGAGGAGUACAGCUGGUUCGAGCGGUUCCUGGCGAUGAGGAAGGAAUUGGUGGGCGGGGUCGAGGCCAAGCUAGUUUUUUUUACAUUAGUACAAAUCCGUGCAAAAAUCUGAACAGCCACUUCCAGGCAGCUUGGAAGGAGAUGGGGCUUCCAAAAUACCCCACAUUCACAGACCUCCAGUCGGGCAUCGCCACUCAUGCCAGGAACAAUGGCACCGUUGAGGACCGAUCAAAACUGUCCCGUUUCAUGUGUCACGACACAAGGACUGCGGACAAGUUCUACGCGUGUAACCUAAAUACCAAGGAGGCAUGGGAGCACAGGCAGCUCUUCGAGAAGGUGCCGGAGAGGGGCCUGACGUGCCGGACGAGCCCAUCGGCAAGGCCGGCAAGAGGCCUUGCAAGCGAAAGCGAAGUGACAAUGCGUCUCCGCUCACCUCACAGACCACAACUGAGGAUGAAGCGGAGUUGGGAGGUCUACCAGGAGUUGGGAGUGUCCUCGGUGGAUUCGGAAGAGAUAGGUUUGUCUCCUGUCACAGUCAUGUCUCCUGCCUAUUGCUAACCUUUGUCUCUCU
Triplophysa dalaica is the source of this 673-nucleotide messenger RNA. RefSeq lists its product as uncharacterized. The coding region runs from base 43 to 660 and encodes 205 amino acids. The record is from RefSeq and is a predicted model, not a curated record. Lineage: Eukaryota; Metazoa; Chordata; Actinopteri; Cypriniformes; Nemacheilidae. The transcript has 3 exons.